Colletotrichum destructivum is the source of this 1244-nucleotide messenger RNA. Its product is annotated as Putative glycoside hydrolase superfamily. The record is from RefSeq and is a predicted model, not a curated record. Gene Ontology annotation, cellular component: fungal-type cell wall; cell surface; extracellular region. Lineage: Eukaryota; Fungi; Ascomycota; Sordariomycetes; Glomerellales; Glomerellaceae. The coding region runs from base 149 to 1090 and encodes 313 amino acids. Gene Ontology annotation, biological process: cell wall organization. The transcript has 2 exons. Gene Ontology annotation, molecular function: glucan endo-1,3-beta-D-glucosidase activity.
AGAUCGAUUCUAUUUUUGUUGACCCGUCAUGGACUGCUCGUGUUUGCUGCGUUGCUUAAAUACGUCGAGGUAAGUCUUUUUCUGAGACGGAACGUUUAGGUGUUCUUCAACCACGUCUUAACUUUAAACUUUGCUUAAUCGGACGAUCAUGUAUUUCAAGAUCAAGAGCGUCAUCGCCGCCGGUCUGGCCACCACCACCCUGGCCCAGGUCCAGCAGGGGUUCAACUACGGCGCCACGAACGAAGACGGCUCCUGCAGAGGCUACGAUGACUUCCGGAGCUACUUCGAGACUGCAAAGGGUCUUGCCGGCGCCGGGUCCUUCACUUCGGCACGCCUCUACACGUCCAUCCAGUGCGGCACGGUCAACGACCCGAUCUCGGCGUACCAGGCCGCCAUCGACACCGACACGUCGAUCCUCGUCGGCUUGUGGGCCAGCGCCGGCCGCGGCGUCUACGAGAACGAGCUGAACUCGCUCCUCCGCGCGGCGGAACAGUACGGCACCGCCUUCACCGACCGCGUCGUCGGCAUCUCCGUCGGUUCCGAGGAUCUGUACCGGAGCAGCCCCGACGGCGUCGCCGCCAAUGCCGGAGUCGGAGCCACGGGCGCCGAGAUCGAGGGCUACAUCGGAUGGCUGCGGGAUUGGAUCCGCGGCACCGCCCUGGAGGGGAAGCCCAUCGGCCACGUCGACACGUGGACCGCCUGGGUCCGCGGCGAGAACGCCGGCGUCGCCGCGUCUGUUGAUUGGCUCGGCCACAACUCGUUCCCGUACUUCGAGUCCACCAAGCCCAACGCCAUCGAGCAGGCGCCCGAAAACUUUUGGUCCGGAGUCGGCAGCACCGAGAGCGUUGCAGGUGGCAAGCCUGUGUUCAUCACUGAGACUGGGUGGCCGCACAUCGGCCCUCAGUCGGGCGCUGCAGUCGCUUCUGUCGACAACGCUCGCCAGUACUGGUCUCAGGUUGGAUGCGCUCUCUUCGGUCAGCGCAACGUCUGGUGGUACACCCUCCUCGAUGCGAACACGGCACAGACCAACAUUGAAUUUGGUGUGACACCGGCUGGCAGCUCGCGGCCGGUCUUUGACCUGACUUGUUAAGCACGAGUUGGGUGUGAUGAGGAGAGAUUCAAGAUCACGGACAUGGAGCAUUCAAGUAUUUAAAGGAUGUUCAAACAUGCCAAGACGUAAAUAGUAAUGUUAAUCCAUCGCUUUUUUAAAUACCUCUCCUGCGGCCAAUGGAAAUAUACUCCGC